Messenger RNA from Ostertagia ostertagi, 462 nucleotides. The record is from the annotation of a GenBank genome assembly. NCBI's taxonomy places the organism in Eukaryota, Metazoa, Nematoda, Chromadorea, Rhabditida, Trichostrongylidae.
AUGGCCAUCGCUCCUAUCCUGCACCACAGAAUGCCAUUACCCCUUUUCAUGUUAAGAAAGAGGAAAGUGGUAGAGAACCACACACCACUUUAUAAUAUCGAUUCAACGUUCUUUGAAGCCGAGGACCUGUGCGUUGCACAGGGCGGACAUUUGGCUUCCAUCCAUAGCCAGGAAGAGAAUGAGCCUUCAUUUACUGUAAGCGCAAUUUUUCAAUUGAAGAAGGAAUUCCAGAAAGCCCAAAAGAGAUAUCGGGGGUUGACUACAAACGAACAGCCCGCAACCAAGGAAUCUGAUCAUACAUGGAUAGGUCUAAGAAGAAAGUUGCUCUUGUGGAAUCACCUCGCGGAGAACCAAAAACAAAGUUACGGCGAAUGGGUCUGGACGGAUGGCACUCCGGUGGAUUAUACCGAGUGGGCUCAUGAUCAACCCGACAAUUUGGACAAAGGCGAAUCAUGCGUGCAG